Molecule: messenger RNA, 738 nt
Organism: Akanthomyces muscarius
Lineage: Eukaryota; Fungi; Ascomycota; Sordariomycetes; Hypocreales; Cordycipitaceae
Exons: 4
Coding region: 1-738 (245 amino acids)
Molecular function (GO): nucleic acid binding; zinc ion binding
Source: RefSeq, a predicted model, not a curated record
AUGACCCAUCAAGUCGCGACCCAGUCCAGUCGCCCCGAGGAGCCGCAGUGUUAUAACUGCGGUGGCAUGGGACACUGGGCUGUCGCCUGUCCAGAGCCAACACGCGAGACACCAGCCGGACUUGCGGCUUGGAGAACUGCCUCUGCGACGCGACCCGGAAGCGGCCGCGCGCAACAGAGUGACGGUAGAAAGUCUAAAGGGCCCAUCAUCACCAAGUACGGUCCUCCACCACCUCCCGCAGGCUAUGACGAACAUGCCACCUCUGCCUUUUCCAAUUCCUCAAAACUAUCUGAGAGGAACGUCCGUAGCAUCAACGGACACAAGGAUCGGGACAAUGACGACAGAAGCUCCACCGCGAGGAACAGAACGAAAUCCGAGUCAUCGGUGCAAGACGAUGUUGAGGGUGAUGGCCGGCCACCCAAGAGAUUCCGACGCAGCAGUCGAGACCGAUCGCGGAGCACCAGCAGAAAUCGAGACAUUGACGAUCUGCCGCCUCUAGAUCGACGAAGGUCGCGCUCACUGCAGCGACGUUCUAGCCCUUCUCGUUCGCCCCGAUCAAGAACCUCAUCAGUCUCAAGCCGGUCCUCAGAUCUCAACUCACUUGAAGCAGAGCUGCUUGGAGUUUCGGCCCGCAGGCCUUCGACAGACUCGGAGGCGCGGCGCCGGCCAGAGAGAAUUGCUCCCCCCAAGGCGAAGCGUCGCAAGCCUACCAAUUCGGCCUUUAGUCGCCGAUGGUAA